Molecule: messenger RNA, 2978 nt
Organism: Lutra lutra (Eurasian river otter)
Lineage: Eukaryota; Metazoa; Chordata; Mammalia; Carnivora; Mustelidae
Gene: HEPACAM2
Product: HEPACAM family member 2
Exons: 10
Coding region: 114-1508 (464 amino acids)
Source: RefSeq, a predicted model, not a curated record
AGAAGCAAGAGACAGGAUAGGGUCUGUUACCUCACUGCUAAUUUCCCUAGCAAAUAAACCAGCAGCUGCUGGUCCAUGAACCAAGUUGCCACCAGGAACAGGGCACUGUAUGCAUGGGACAGGAUGCUUUCAUGGAGUCCUUCAGCAACACGGUUGGGGGCUUUCAGUGCAAAAUAUACCUCCUUCUCUUAGCAGGUGCUUGCUCGGGGCUGAAAGUGACGGUGCCCUCACACACCGUUCAUGGCAUCAGGGGUCAGGCCCUCUACCUCCCCGUGCAUUAUGGAUUCCACACACCAGCAUCAGACAUCCAGAUCAUAUGGCUGUUUGAGAGACCCCACACGAUGCCCAAAUACUUACUGGGCUCUGUGAACAAGUCUGUGGUUCCCGACUUGGAAUACCAACACAAGUUCACCAUGAUGCCACCCAACGCAUCUCUGCUCAUCAACCCAUUGCAGUUCACUGAUGAAGGCAAUUACAUCGUGAAAGUCAACAUUCAGGGAAAUGGAACUCUCUCAGCUAGUCAGAAGAUCCAAGUGACCGUUGAUGAUCCUGUAACAAAACCAGUGGUGCGGACCCAGCCUUCCUCUGGAGCUGUGGAGUAUGUGGGGAACAUGACCCUGACAUGCCUUGUGGAGGGGGGCACCCGGCUGGUUUACCAGUGGCUAAAAAAUGAAAGGCCUGUCCACACCAGCUCCACUACCUCAUUUUCUCUGCAAAACAGUACCCUUCAUAUUGCUCCAGUGACCAAAGAAGAUAUUGGGAAUUACAGUUGCCUGGUGAAGAAUCCUGUCAGUGAAAUGGAAAGUGACAUCAUUAUGCCUACCAUAUACUAUGGACCUUAUGGACUUCGAGUUAAUUCUGACAAAGGGCUAAAAGUAGGGGAAGUGUUCACUGUUGACAUUGGAGAGGCCAUCUUAUUUUAUUGUUCUGCUGAUUCUUAUCCCCCCAAUACCUAUUCUUGGAUCCGGAGGACUGACAAUACAACAUAUGUCAUUAAGCACGGGCCUCGCUUGGAAGUUGCAUCUGAGAAGGUAGCCCAGAAGACAACUGACUAUAUGUGCUGUGCUUACAACAAUGUAACUGGACGGCGAGAUGAAGCUCAUUUCACAGUCAUCAUCACUUCUGUAGGACUGGAGAAGCUUGCACAAAAAGGGAAAUCAUUGUCUCCUUUAGCAAGUAUAACUGGAAUAUCACUCUUUUUGAUUAUAUCCAUGUGUCUUAUCUUCCUGUGGAAAAAAUAUCAACCCUACAAAGUUAUAAAACAGAAGCUAGAAGGCAGGCCAGAAACAGAAUACAGGAAAGCUCAAACAUUUUCAGGCCAUGAAGAUGCUCUGGAUGACUUCGGAAUAUAUGAAUUUGUUGCUUUUCCAGAUGCUUCUGGUGUUCCCAGGAUGCCAAGUAGGUCUGUUUCAGCCUCUGAUGGUGUAUCAGGACAAGAUUUGCACAGUACAAUUUACGAAGUCAUUCAGCACAUCCCUGCCCAACAGCACGACUGUCCAGAGUACUGAAAGGAAUGAAAAAAUUUAAGGUUCUUCUACCUGUGGAACUGGAACUCUGUAGAAUAUUUUACAUAUCUUGUAACAUCUCUUUGCCAGGUGAGCACUCAUGGGUAAACCAGUGCAUUGGAGUGAAAUAAUGAAGGAACAUUUUGAGGAAAAACAGUGGAAAUGUAUAUUCAUCUGGAAUCAGUGAAGAAAUCAAGCCCAAUACCUCUUGCUCAUUACUCCUUUUAAAUGCAGAAUGGAGUCAUUUAUAAAAAUUAUACUGAAGGUUUUCCAGCAUACACACAAUGCAUUGUGCUGUAGAGGAAGACGGUAGGGAAAUAGUGGACAGUCUUUAUCAUAGUGACUAAGAGGAAGAAAAAGAAGGGACUUUCCAAUUACUCUUUUCAUAUCAAGUCUCUCUAACAAGCUCAAUUAGUUCUAAUCUAUACUUUCACUUUCAUCAACAUUGCAUAUCCUAUCUAAUUUACGAAUGUGGAAACUUUAUAUUUGUAAAAAUUUCCAGCAGGUUUUGUUUUAUUAAUUCUCAUUACUAUUAAAUUAUUGUACUAAUUUUUAAAAUUUUAUUCCCAAACUUCCUUCCUGGUAUUUGUACCACACAAUAAGGGUGGCUGUCACAACAGCAAGAUUGCCUUCUAGACUGUCAAUUACCAUUGGCUUUAUGAAAAGACAUAAAACACUGAAGGAAAUGACAUACUAAAGUUUCAUUUUUAUUUUUGUUCAAGGACAGAUGGAUUCAAAUAAAUUAUUUUGGUUUUGCUUUUAUAUGUCCUCGACUCUUUGUCUUAUAGGGAAAAUUUUUACAUAAAAUAUUGUACAGUUAGAUUUUUUUUAUCCUUAUUUGUCAGUGUGCAAUUAAAGUGCAGACUAUAGAGAAAUAAGAAUCUUCCUCUUGCAUGGCUAAUUUUUUUUCAGGUGUGGAAUUUUUACUUGAUUGAAUUGCUGAUUCUAGGAAAGGUCUCCCUCCUUGUAUAUUGCUGUAUUUAAAAAAUCAGUUAAGAGACCAUAGUAGAAUUAGAAAGUACCAUUUUACAACCUCCAAGUGAAAUUACUGAUUCAGAUCACAAUCAUCAUUAGCUAAGACUGCUGGAUAAAUGGCAACAGAUAAAACUAGAUGACCAAAGAUCAGGUUGCAGAAACUCUGUGAAGGAAAAGUAGUCUGAGACCUAGAGAGAAGCAGGUGUAUGAAGGAGCACAAGGCAACUGCGCAGGACACAGGAGGCCCAGGAAGUGGGCACAGAAUGGUCAUCUGAGUGUUGUAGAUCUUGAAGAUGAAAGAUGAAUAUUUGUGUUUAAUGACAUUGACUACAAACAGUCUGACCUGACAGUAUCACACUUUAAGAUUUCAUUUUAGCCAAAUAAAGGUAGAAACAACCCAAAUAUUCAACAAUAGAACUUUAAAUGACAUUACAUCCAAACACUCCAACUAUUUUUUUUUAGAUUUUAUUUAUUUAUUUGACAGACAGAGAUCACAAG